This is a messenger RNA of Cinara cedri, 518 nucleotides long. Lineage: Eukaryota; Metazoa; Arthropoda; Insecta; Hemiptera; Aphididae. The record is from the annotation of a GenBank genome assembly.
AUGGCUGGGCCAUGUUACAGUACAUACCUACCGGUGUGUUCAAGUGAUCAACCCACCUUAAACGGAUUAGACCACCUUGAUGUAACUUCGCCCAUAGGACGGAUGUACGAAGUUGAAAUAUCGUACCCCGUUAGCCUUCAUGGCGUCCACAGCGACCUGCCUUUCUUGACGGAAAUUUCUGUCCCAGCAGGCUCGAAGGUGUGGAAGCUAACGGCGACGGUCAAACAAAAAACCAAUUGUAUAAUCAACUAUCGGAAUUUAAAAUUUGCAAUUUCCAACAAUUUGAAAGUAGAUAUAAAAGUAAAUAUAUUAUUGUGUAUUAUUUCAGAUAUCUGAAUUUAUUCAAUUUUUUAUUUUAGGUUUACCGAUCGGCAGCGUAGAUGUUAUAUAAUCCACCUACAUCUCCGAAUACAGCUGUUGCGGAGUUUGCCGAUGACAAGGCCAUUAUUUCUAUCCAUGAUAAUCCUAACACAGCUUCCUACAAUCUUCAACUCCACCUUGACCUCAUGGCUGAUUGA